Ipomoea triloba (trilobed morning glory) is the source of this 705-nucleotide messenger RNA. RefSeq names its product deoxyuridine 5'-triphosphate nucleotidohydrolase-like. The record is from RefSeq and is a predicted model, not a curated record. Lineage: Eukaryota; Viridiplantae; Streptophyta; Magnoliopsida; Solanales; Convolvulaceae. Gene Ontology annotation, molecular function: magnesium ion binding; dUTP diphosphatase activity. Gene Ontology annotation, biological process: dUMP biosynthetic process; dUTP catabolic process. Bases 6 to 620 code for a protein of 204 amino acids. The transcript is spliced from 3 exons.
AUCUUAUGGUUUCAUUUCCACGUUUCUGCAAAAAAGUGCAAACCCUUCCACUACUACUCUGCUUCAGCCGCCCUCACGCACGCACAAUAAUGGCCGAAAACAACUGUUCUGCCUCUCCGGAGGUGGAGGUGGGAGAGCCGACGCCCAAGAUUCCGAAGCUCGACCACCAUCAAAACGGUGCCGUUGCAGGAUCUUCUUCAUAUUUCAAAGUCAAGAAGCUCUCUGAGAAAGCUGUCUUGCCCUCCAGAGGCUCACCUCUCUCCGCCGGCUACGAUCUCUCCAGUGCUGCUGAUACCAAGGUCCCUGGUAGGGGCAAGGCUUUGAUUCCCACCGACCUAAGUAUCGCCGUAUCGCCGGGAACCUAUGCUCGUAUUGCGCCGCGAUCUGGAUUGGCGUGGAAGCACUCAAUAGACGUAGGAGCAGGCGUGAUUGAUGCCGAUUACAGAGGACCUGUUGGAGUGAUAUUGUUCAACCAUUCUGAUGCUGAUUUUGAAGUCAAGGUUGGUGACAGAGUUGCACAGCUCAUCAUUGAGAAGAUUGUAACCCCGGAGGUGGAGGAGGUUGACGAUCUUGAUUCCACCGUUAGGGGAUCCGGUGGCUUUGGAUCCACCGGAGUUUAAUACUUGUAGUACUAAGAAUAAUGUCUGUCACAACUAUGGAAUGUCUUGUCCGGAAUGAAAUGGGAAACGAUGGAGUUUUUCUAUA